Molecule: messenger RNA, 2084 nt
Organism: Phlebotomus papatasi
Lineage: Eukaryota; Metazoa; Arthropoda; Insecta; Diptera; Psychodidae
Product: BCL2/adenovirus E1B 19 kDa protein-interacting protein 3-like
Exons: 5
Coding region: 612-1211 (199 amino acids)
Biological process (GO): positive regulation of apoptotic process; mitochondrial outer membrane permeabilization
Cellular component (GO): mitochondrial outer membrane; nucleus; mitochondrial envelope
Source: RefSeq, a predicted model, not a curated record
AUCGCAGGGUGCGCUGACUGUUAGCUUUAUUGUGUUUUCUCUGCUGCGCAACAAGGAGCAGCAACAUUUGUGAUUUGGCAACAGAAAAAGGCGAUUUUUCCAGUGACUCAGUGAAAAUCGACACGUUGACUUACGUUUGAGAAGUCUUGUGUGUUGUCCGAGUGUGAAAAAUCAACCCCUUGAGACUAUUUUGAAUUUGUGAAAAGAGCAGUGUGAAGAAAAUUGACGCACUUCGCGGAAGUUGUUUUGUAAACAAAACACAGAGAGAAAAUUUCUAAGCAGAGAAUUGAUAUUCUUUGUUCUCCUGCAAUAAAUCUGCGAUUCAAAGAGUAAACCCUGGGAAGACGGGUUGAAUAUACGUGGGCUGAAGAAAUUAAGGGGCUGAGGAAGAAAAUUAAGUGAAUUUGGGAAGUUUUGCAAGAAUUGUGAAAUAGAGAGAAGAGAGUGUUUGUGUUAGAGGAAUUUUGCCUGGCUUUUGGGCAAACAUUCGAGGUCAGCUGAAGAGGGAGAGGCAUCUUUUGGAGACACAGAGACAUCAGAGAUUAGAGAAGACGGCGCAGUUUGGAAAUUGGAACGUAGCAGGGAGUUUCUCAUUUGCCAACAAGUACCAGAUGGCAACUCCAGCAAAAAUGGGAGAUGAUUUGUCGUCUCUCGGAGAAUCAUGGAUUGAGCUGAAUUCAAAUGGAUCUGGCACAAAUUCGGGUCAUCGAAGUCCGGAACGUAUCACACCGCUUCCAUUCACAUCUGGUGAGGAGUACUUGAGACUCCUGCGCGAGGCUCAGCGUGAGUCUAAGGAGUCUAGUCGGGUGGUUUCCUUGGCUGGCUCCAGGCGUGAUUCACCAAGGAGUAGCCCUAAAUCACCACCAAACAGCCCCAACACAGAACUUUGCAUGGAUGAUCUUAAGGGGGUUUAUAUCAACUAUUGGAAUUCUGUCAAGGAAAAUGAUUCUGCUCAAAAUAAAGACUGGUUCUGGGAAUGGAGUAGUCGACCGGAUCAGCAGCCACCAAAAGAUUGGAAAUUCCAGCAUCCCCAGAGACGAGCUCAAGGAUAUUCCGUGCGUCUGGCACGCGUUGGAAAGAAUUCCCUGUUUUCAAAAGAAGUGCUGUAUUCACUUCUGCUCACCAAUGUCUUGUCCUUGAUUCUUGGUGCAGGAUUUGGAAUGUGGCUCAGUAAACGAGGAAUUUUGCUCACUCGUGUGUCUAUUGAAUGAGCAGGAAAGUUUCUCGCGCUAUAAUAAAGUGGCGACCCAGGCUAAAUGGAUGGACAGAUUUGACGAUUGGAGGAGAUUUUUUACACACAUUUUGCAGCAUAAAAUAAAAUAUUAAGAUUACAUUAUUUACUACUUUUUACAAUGAUAUCAAACAGAGAAAUAUUUUAGAAAAAAAAAAUGUCGGAUUCUUGUCCAUUUUCUCAUGCUUUUUGCAAAAUCCUUCCGUAAUGUCUUAAAAAAAAUGAAUAAAUAAAUAAAAAAAAGAAACAAUGAAUAAAAUAAAAGUAAAACAGGACUUCUUUUGCCAAUUCGGUGUGUCUAUUGAUGGGAACAGUGAAAUAAUAUCGUAAAACUUUUUGGAUAGAAGGUCAUAGAGAAAAAUUUACAUGUAGAAAUGUUUUGCACUUCUUUUAUUUAUGAUGGAAAAUUAAGCAAAAGAGCUGAAUUAUUUAUUUUUCAUGAAUGUGAUAGAUGGCAGAAGUGGAACAAUCAUUAAUAAGAUUUGAUUUUUUUUUUGGUACUUUUAUACGCGUCUGUAAAGUGAACGGAGAGAAGAGGUAAAUCCAAAUUAGUCUCUAAUAUAUUAUUCCUCUUUUUUAUAGUAGAACUUUUAUAAAAUACACUGUAACUACUAAAAAAAAUCAACAUUAUAUCCCAAUCCAAAACUCAAAUUAGUGAGAAAUUUAGUGUGUUAGUACAGACGAAAAAAUAUGGAUAAAAACUUAUUAAAAAAAAUAUAUUUAGUUUAUUUGAUAUAAUGAUCCAAGAAUAAAUAUCUCUUAUAUAUUGUAAUACUUCUAAACUGCAAAUUAGAAAUAUACAUUGCAUAACAAUUUAUCUAGUUUGAGAGGAAAAUAAAUAUUUGUGAAAUGA